UCUGAUUGGUUAAUGCAACGCCUCGAAGCAUUUCUAGCGUCUUCCCGACCGCAGCCUAAGAGAUUUCAACGUGAUGGAUAAGAUUUAGAAAUCUUGUACUGAAUAGCUGCUUAUAGAGAUUUGUUUAAACAAAAAAAAAAACACAAAAAACCACGUGCGCGUGAUUAUUAACAACAAUACGUAAGGAUGAAGCUUCACAAUAAAGCAAGCAAGCGCAUGCCAGCGCGGAAGAGAUAUAGAAUCGAGAAAAAAGUUCGCGAACAUAAUCGAAAAAUAAAGAAAGAGGCCAAACAUUCUAAAAAGAAAUCCAAGAUGAUGCAAGUACCAAAUCAGUGUCCUUUUAAAGAGGAUAUAUUAAAGGAAAUUGAAGCAAUGAGAAAACAACAACAGGAAGAAAAACAGAAACAGAAGGAGGCUGCACGUGGGAAAAAACGUGAACAACUUGCAAAGGGUGAUCUCAAAGUUUUGGUUAAUCAAGCUCAGAAUAAGCAAUUAGCGCAUGAAUCUAUGCAAAUAGAUUCUGCUCGAGAUCAAAUUAAAAAUGCUAUUACUAAGGAAGAAAACUCACUUAAAGCAUAUUAUAAGGAAUUCAAAAAGGUUCUGGAUGCAGCUGAUAUUAUUCUCGAAGUUAUGGAUGCUCGUGAUCCACUGGGAACACGAUGUAAAGAGGUAGAAAAAGCAGUUAUAUCUGCAAAUAAAAGAUUGGUACUAGUCUUGAACAAAGCAGAUUUGAUUCCUAGAGAAAAUUUAGACCAAUGGUUAAAAUAUUUGAGAGUUAGUUUACCAGCUGUGGCAUUUAAAUCGUCCACACAGAACCAAGCAAAUCGAUUAGGCAGGAGAAAAUUAGGAAAGAAAACAGAAUCUAUGAUACAAAGCAAUACAUGUUUUGGUGCAGAAUUACUCUUGUCAUUACUUGGAAAUUAUUGCAGAAACAGUAGCAAUGUAAAAACAAGUAUUACAGUUGGAGUUGUAGGUCUUCCAAAUGUAGGAAAAUCUAGCGUUAUUAAUUCCUUGAAACGCAGCAAAGCAUGUAAUGUGGGAAAUAUACCAGGAAUAACAAAAACGAUGCAAGUUGUUCAAUUAGAUUCUAAAAUUAAGCUGCUAGAUUCUCCCGGUAUAGUGUUUGCUACAUCAGAUGAAAAAUCUGAUGACAUGUCUGUAGCUCUAAAAAAUGCAGUAAAGAUUCAAGCAUUGAAAGACCCUUUCACACCGGCAACUGCAAUUUUAAAAAGAGUUUCACGACAACAGAUAAUGGAAUUAUAUAAUAUGCAAGAAUUUUCAACACCAGAUGAAUUUUUCGCGAUGAAAGCAGCAAGGAUGGGAAAAUAUAGGAAAGGUGGAGUACCUGACGGGCGUGCCGCUGCACGAAGUAUUCUUGAGGAUUGGAACUCCGGAAAAAUUAGAUAUUAUACAGUGCCACCUGAACAACCGAUAUGUCAUAUAUCUGCCGAGAUUGUCAGUCAAAUAGCUAAAGAAUUUGACAUUGAAAAUUUUGCCACGGAGGAAAAAAUGAUGCUUGACAAUUUUACGACAGAUUCCACAAAUAAUCCCACUAUCGCAGAUCCUGUAUUAAUUGACAGUUCGGGGCCUGUUACAGCGGCAAUGGAGAUCGAAAUCCAAAAAGAAUCGGAAUUUAAAGUGCAGAAAAAAUUAAAGAAAAAGUUGCAAGAUACAAAGAAAGAUGUAUCUGCUGAGAGAAAGAAGAAACCAGAUCCACUUUUUGAGAUUGAAGGCAAUCAAAAAUUGAAUAAGCUCAGAAAACUUAAAUUCAAGAAAGAAAAGAAAGAACGAGCAAAAAGAGAAAAAGCCACUGCUAAACUAGCGGGACAGCUUGAAGAUUUCAAAUUUACUACCGAUGAUUAUGAUUUCAAUACAGAUUUUGCAGCUACAUAGGAUAUUAUCAAUGUUUAUGCAUUAUAUAUUAUGAAUGUAUAUGUAUACACAUAUAUCUGUUAUAUGUGUUGUAUAAUGACGUAUGUAUGUGUAAUAUAUAUUCACACACUAUAAAAAAUAAAUAAUAAAGAUUAUUCUGUUAAA
Messenger RNA from Formica exsecta, 2037 nucleotides. RefSeq names its product guanine nucleotide-binding protein-like 3 homolog (gene Ns1). The record is from RefSeq and is a predicted model, not a curated record. Gene Ontology annotation, molecular function: GTP binding. The coding region runs from base 187 to 1893 and encodes 568 amino acids. Gene Ontology annotation, cellular component: nucleolus. The transcript is spliced from 8 exons. NCBI's taxonomy places the organism in Eukaryota, Metazoa, Arthropoda, Insecta, Hymenoptera, Formicidae.